AUUAUAAUAGCAACACCUGGAAGACUUCUUGAGAUCUUAAAGCAAAGUUCUGUUCAACUGCACAGCAUAAAAAUUGUAGUGGUGGAUGAAGUGGAUACCAUGCUAAAAAUGGGUUUCCAGCAGCAAGUGUUGGAUAUUUUGGAAGACAUGUCUCACGAUCAUCAAACCAUACUGGUGUCAGCCACAAUUCCUGUGGGCAUUGAACACUUAGCAAAUCAGCUUCUGCACAAUUUUGUAAGAAUAACAGUUGGAGAAAAGAAUCUGCCGUGUUCCAGUGUUCGCCAGAUUAUUUUGUGGGUAGAAGAACCAUCUAAAAAGAAAAAGCUGUUUGAAAUCCUAAAUGAUAAGAAGCUCUUCAAGCCUCCAGUGCUGGUGUUUGUGGACUGUAAGCUAGGAGCAGAUCUGCUGAGUGAUGCUGUUCAUAAGAUCACAGGACUGCAGUGUACAGCUAUGCAUUCUGAAAAGUCUCAGGUGGAAAGAACAGACAUAUUACAGGGAUUACUUCAAGAGAAGCAUGAAGUUAUAGUAAGUACUGGAGUCCUUGGACGAGGGCUUGACCUGGUCAAUGUCAAACUGGUAGUAAAUUUUGAUAUGCCUUCAAGUAUGGAUGAAUAUGUACAUCAGGUUGGAAGAGCAGGGAGGUUGGGUCACAGUGGAACUGCCAUUACUUUUAUCAAUAACAACAGCAAGAAGCUGUUCUGGGAUGUUGUGAAGAGAGUUAAACCAACAGGCACCAUUCUUCCCCCACAGCUGCUUAACUCCCCUUAUCUACAUGACCAAAAGAGAAGGGAACAACAGAGACUUAAACAACUGCAGAACAGCCUUGUAACAGGAGAUAAUAUUAUGGACAUUGUUAGAAAACACAACAAAAAUAAUUCUCAGAGGUAAUAAAGAUAGAUUUAUAGUUACGUAAUUGUAAUAAAGGUGUGAUUAAAAGUAAACAUGGAAUGAUGAUGCCUUCUGUAUUGCCUCUUCUAAUGCAGUUUUAUAUAUUCAUUUUUGUAAGGAGUUAAUUUGUCUCAUCUUUAUUGUGGCAGACAGACUAUUGUGUGUUUGAAUCACAGUAGUGCCUAGUAAAAGUCGCCUAUGUAACCCCUU
Messenger RNA from Merops nubicus (carmine bee-eater), 1098 nucleotides. It is a transcript of the gene DDX59, whose product is annotated as DEAD (Asp-Glu-Ala-Asp) box polypeptide 59. The transcript has 5 exons. NCBI's taxonomy places the organism in Eukaryota, Metazoa, Chordata, Aves, Coraciiformes, Meropidae. The annotation marks the transcript as partial. The record is from RefSeq and is a predicted model, not a curated record. Gene Ontology annotation, molecular function: ATP binding; RNA helicase activity; RNA binding.